Molecule: messenger RNA, 1731 nt
Organism: Leptomonas pyrrhocoris
Lineage: Eukaryota; Euglenozoa; Kinetoplastea; Trypanosomatida; Trypanosomatidae
Product: putative ATP-dependent DEAD/H RNA helicase
Exons: 1
Coding region: 154-1731 (525 amino acids)
Cellular component (GO): cytoplasm; ribonucleoprotein complex; nucleus
Molecular function (GO): ATP binding; RNA helicase activity; RNA binding
Source: RefSeq, a predicted model, not a curated record
AGCAUCGACAGAGUUUGCGACAAACGUGCUUCAGUACUCGAUCAAGUGUACCUCUCAUUUCUCUUUUCCCUUUGCUGCGCGCACCGACUACCUUUUCGUUUCUCUUAAUCCACAUCCCCGCUCUUUCACGUAAGCAAGUCGAGGAGAGCAAAAAUGUCUGACUACGGUGGCGGAUACCGACGUGGGGGGUACGACAGGGGCUACGGCGGCGGUCGCGGUCGUGGUGGCGGCGGCUACGGCGGUGGCAGCCGCGGUGGCUACGGGGACCGCGGGUACAACGAUCACUACGGCCACGGCGGCCUCGGCGCCAAUCUCCACCGCGUCGACUGGGAGGCGGUGCAGAAGGUGGCGACGCAGUGGAACUUCUACAAGCCGCAGAAGCCGCGCAGCGAGGAGGAGAUCGCGCAGUGGCUGCGGGAGAACAGCAUCACCAUCUACGGCGAUCGCGUGCCGCAGCCCAUGCUGGAGUUCUCCGACUUGGUGGCCCCGGACGCGAUCCAUCAAGGCUUCGCCGAUGCGGGCUUUGUGUCGCCGACGGCCAUUCAGUCCGUGGCGUGGCCGAUCCUGCUGAACUCGCGCGAUAUCGUCGGCGUGGCGAAGACGGGAUCGGGUAAGACGAUGGCCUUCAUGAUUCCCGCGGCGCUGCACAUCAUGGCCCAGCCACCGCUGCAGCCUGGCGAUGGCCCCAUUGCCCUCGUCCUCGCCCCGACCCGCGAGCUGGCGGUGCAGAUCGAAACGGAAACACGCAAGGCCCUCAGCCGUGUGCCGAACAUCCUGACGACGUGCGUGUACGGUGGGGCGAUGAAGGGGCCGCAGCAGCGAGCCUUGCGUGCCGGCGUGCACGUCGUGAUCGCCACCCCCGGCCGUCUGAUCGACCUGCUGGAGACGAACUGCACGAACCUUCUGCGUGUCACCUACCUGGUGCUGGAUGAGGCGGACCGCAUGCUGGACAUGGGCUUCGAGGACCAAAUCCGCAAGAUUUGCUCGCAGAUCCGCACCGACCGGCAGACGCUCAUGUUCUCGGCGACGUGGCCGCGCGAGAUUCGGAAUCUGGCAGCGAGCUUCCAGAAGGAUUUCGUCCGCGUGCAUAUCGGCUCCGAGGAGCUCGUGGCGAACGCGGAUGUCCACCAGCACGUCCUGGUCGUCGAGGGCUACCACAAGGAGGAAAAGUUGGAGGAGAUUCUGCGCCAGGUGGGACCGCAGCGGGUGCUGAUUUUUGUGAAGACAAAGAAGUCCGCCGACAUCCUGCAGGACCGUCUUGGCCGCGCGCUGCGCCAGACCGUGUUGGCGAUUCACGGCGACAAGUUGCAGUCCAGCCGCGACUACGUCUUAGACCGCUUCCGUAAAGAUAACCAUGCCAUUCUCGUGGCGACCGAUGUGGCUGCUCGUGGUCUCGACAUCAAGGACCUGGAUGUGGUCGUGAACUACGAUAUGCCCCUUAAUAUUGAAGAUUACGUGCACCGUAUUGGUAUGUUGAACUGGUUUCCAUCGAGCCUCCUCCCUUCCGCUGCUCUUCUUUUUUCCUCCGCUGCUUUUCUUCUUUGUACUACCGUUUUUGUCUUUUCCGGCCAAUUUCUCCCCUCCUGUGCUCCGCCCCUCCUCCUCCCCCCCCCUUUCCUUCAGCCGUGUGCUGUUACUCUCCUUGUACGCGUUUUGGCGUUGUCGUGGACGGACGGCGAUCGACGCCACCGCGAAAGAGGAGGAAGGGGGGAGGGGACUGGCAAGAGAUGA